AUGAUGUUGCAAGCAUCUUGGGUUUGGUACCUCACACCAUGCGUGCGCACAGCAGCGCUUUCUGACAGCCCGUUUAGUCCUCCAGACCCAGUCUUUGGAAUAGCAGGCCAAGACGCAAGCUAUGACUGUGUCGUUGUGGGUGGCGGCACAGCUGGUUUAACGGUAGCUGCACGGCUAGCAGAGAGUGACUCGUACAGCGUUGCCGUCGUUGAGACUGGGGUCUUCUAUGAGGAAGCAGAUGGAACCUUGAGCGUUAUCCCAUCAGAUGACGUCUGGUAUGCUAGGUCUAACCCAACAGACUCCAAUCCCGAGAUUGAUUGGGGCUUCGUAACGACUCCGCACAACUAG
This is a messenger RNA of Talaromyces atroroseus, 348 nucleotides long. RefSeq lists its product as hypothetical. The record is from RefSeq and is a predicted model, not a curated record. NCBI's taxonomy places the organism in Eukaryota, Fungi, Ascomycota, Eurotiomycetes, Eurotiales, Trichocomaceae. Gene Ontology annotation, molecular function: oxidoreductase activity; flavin adenine dinucleotide binding. Gene Ontology annotation, biological process: secondary metabolite biosynthetic process. The transcript has a single exon. The coding region runs from base 1 to 348 and encodes 115 amino acids.